AUGUCUCGCUCAACCGCCACUUCCUCUGCCGGCCCGACAGGUGACGCAAUUCUCCUCUCCGAAAAUUUCUCCAUCAACUCCAUCGAUUCCCAAAAGUAUGACCGCGUCUCCCGUAUCACAGGGUCCAAUCCAGAUGUAAAAUUCCAUCUCGACAUCGCUCACGAUCUAUACCCUAUGCAACCCGGUGAAACGAUUGAAUUGGUCCUCGCAUCUACUUUGAAGCUCGAUGGGAGCAGUGACAUUGGCGAGGCGAAGCAAGGGUGGAGGGAUAUAGACGAGAUGCCGACUUUGGCAGACGCUUACGAGUAUGUUUGUUAUGGAAAGAUCUACCGGUUUGAAGAGGCCGGUGUGGACUCUAUAAAAGCGUAUAUCUCGUUUGGAGGAUUGUUGCUCUACCUUGAAGGGUCGGCGAAGAAGUUGACGACAUUGAAGCAUGAAUACGUAUACCUCCUCGUUAAGAAAGUCUAA
Messenger RNA from Orbilia oligospora ATCC 24927, 468 nucleotides. RefSeq lists its product as uncharacterized. The transcript has 2 exons. Gene Ontology annotation, cellular component: RNA polymerase III complex; RNA polymerase I complex; RNA polymerase II, core complex. Lineage: Eukaryota; Fungi; Ascomycota; Orbiliomycetes; Orbiliales; Orbiliaceae. Gene Ontology annotation, molecular function: DNA-directed RNA polymerase activity. Gene Ontology annotation, biological process: DNA-templated transcription. The record is from RefSeq and is a predicted model, not a curated record. Bases 1 to 468 code for a protein of 155 amino acids.